AGGGGUUUGAGGAAUGUGCCUCCUGUAGGUGGAUGUCUGCAGGAAUCAUGGGUGGAGCUGGAGUGAAGGAGGAGCUGUGUGUAAGUGUCACCUCACUGUUUCCUGGAGUCUUCAGAUGAUUAUCAGCGACCCGACAGUUUAGACAGAGACUGCUGCUCACUCGUCCAACAUGGUCUGCAGGACGCUCUGCUGGAGGCUCGUGUUUGUGACGCUGCUGGGGUUUGACGCUCACAGAGCUCAGGAGUGUGAGGAGAUGACAGACCUGGAUCUGAAGCACUCUCUGUCUGGGACGUCUCUGAAUGUGAGGCUCCUGCUCUACACUCGGGUCAAUGUGUCCUGCGCUCAGCUGCUGUCCCAUCGAGAGCCCUUCAGAAACCCUCGCUUCAACCUCAGCUCCCCGAGCACCUUCCUCAUCCACGGCUACCGGCCCACCGGCUCGCCUCCCGUCUGGCUCACUCAGUUCGUGCAGCUCCUCCUGCAGCGCCGCGACAUGAACGUGAUCGUGGUGGACUGGAACCGUGGGGCCACCAACAUAAACUACUGGAAAGUGGUGGAUAACACACGCAAGGUGGCUGCAAACCUCACCGACCUCAUCCAGAAAAUGGAGGUCAACGGGGCCAAUCUCAGCUCCAUACACAUGAUUGGUGUCAGUUUAGGGGCCCACAUUUCAGGUUUCACAGGGGCCAAUUUUAAUGGAAGAAUUGGCAGAAUAACAGCGCUGGAUCCAGCAGGGCCGGAGUUUAACGGUCAGCCCCCCAGCGAGCGUCUCGACCCGUCUGAUGCCCAGUUCGUGGAGGCCCUGCACACAGACAUGGACGCGUUGGGCUAUCGUGAUCUCCUGGGUCACAUCGACUAUUACGCAAACGGUGGAGCGGAUCAGCCUGGAUGCCCCAGAACCAUCUUUUCAGGCUCAGAGUAUUUCAAGUGUGACCAUCAGAGGUCAGUGUUCCUCUACAUGAGCUCCAUCAGCGGCUCCUGUCCCAUCACCGCCUACCCCUGUGACUCCUACACACUCUUCCGGGACGGGAAGUGCAUGGACUGUGGGAAGUUCACGCCGGACGGAUGCCCUGUUCUGGGUUAUGAUGCUGUGCGCUGGAGGGACACACUGGUGCAGCUGGGACAAACCAGGACAUAUUUCCAAACUAAUAAAGCGUCUCCAUUCUGCAAGUUCGGCUACAAGCUUGAUAUUGUCACAUGGAACCAGAAGACACACUGGGGAUAUUUAACUAUUAAAUUAAGCAACAGAAAGGAAGAGGCGCAAGUUGAACUCAAUCAUAAAUCCCUGAUGUUUGAGAGGUUUGUGGAGAGCAGCGUUCUGGCUCAGUUUGACCGAGACGUCCAGCCUGUGAAAGAGAUCUCGCUCAAGUUCUGUACGGGGAAAGGACUCCGGCCACGCAAGAAACUGCGGCUCCUGCGCAUCCGCCUCACUCCUCUACAGAACCACCUCAGCAGGCCUCUGUGUCGCUAUGAUCUUCUGCUGGAGGAAAAUAAAGAUGUGACGUUCAGACCGAUUCCCUGUGAAGACUCGAACGUCUGAUCCAGACUCGUCUGAACGAACCGCUGGCUCUCUCGGUCAGUUACUGAAGCAGCUGUCAUUAGUCUUUAACUUAAACCGAUCUGAAGCGGUUCCUCUCGGGUCAACGUCAGUGUUGUCUUCCAGGGUCCCUUCAGAAUUGUUUGUUUUAUUCUCUUCAUGAAGGGACAGCUACAUUUGUUUUUAUGUAAAGUAAAUAAAUAUUUUUGUAAAUAAAUAUUUUUCUUGUUCUUGCCUCUUUAUGUCAGUGAUAUUUAUGGUAUUACUUUAAUUUUCUUUGUUUUAACGCUGUUGUUACCAGUGUUUUUCCUACAGG
Molecule: messenger RNA, 1850 nt
Organism: Sinocyclocheilus anshuiensis
Lineage: Eukaryota; Metazoa; Chordata; Actinopteri; Cypriniformes; Cyprinidae
Gene: lipia
Product: lipase, member Ia
Exons: 11
Coding region: 170-1537 (455 amino acids)
Biological process (GO): lipid catabolic process
Molecular function (GO): glycerophospholipase activity
Source: RefSeq, a predicted model, not a curated record